AUGGCUUCAGCAGCUUCACCGCCUGAGCCCGUGAACGGCUCCGGCUACAAGCCCAGAUACAUCGAUAUCGGUAUCAAUCUCACCGAUCCCAUUUUUCGUGGACGAUAUCAUGGCAAGGAGCGACAUCCUGAUGAUCUCACCGCUGUUAUUGGCAGAGCUCAUGAAGUUGGCUGCACGAAACUCAUAGUUACUGGUUCAGACUUGGGUAACUCCCGAGAUGCUCUCAAACUCGCUGAAGCAUAUCCGGGUUCCGUUUAUGGAACUGCAGGUAUCCAUCCUUGCAGCAGCGCAGUCUUCAGUGAAGCCGGUCCCUCCCACGAGUCCGAGCAUACGCUGCCAUGCAACCCUGACCCCUCAGCCCCAGUCUCGGAGGAGCAUCCUCCCUGCUCAACAAAGACGGAGAAGCUCGUUGCCGACCUGACGUCACUCGUGACAGAAGCCCAAGCUUCGGGCAAGAAGAGCCUCGUCGCCAUGGGCGAGUUUGGCCUCGACUAUGACCGUCUGCACUAUUGCUCCAAGACCAUCCAGCUUCACUCCUUUGCCGCCCAGCUCAAGGUGGCUGCAUCGAUAACACCACAGCUCCCGCUGUUCCUGCACUCACGCGCUGCUCAUGCUGACUUUGUGCGUCUGUUGAAGGAUGCCUUUGGAGAGAAGCUCGAAAGACUGGAGAAGGGUGGUGUGGUGCACAGCUUUACCGGCACAACAGAGGAGAUGCGAGAGCUCAUGGACCUUGGGCUGUAUAUUGGCAUCAACGGCUGCAGCUUCAAGACUGUCGAGAACUGCGCUGUUGUCAAGGAAGUCCACCUUGACCGUCUCAUGAUCGAGACGGAUGGACCCUGGUGUGAGGUUCGACCGAGCCACGAGGGAUGGAAAUACUUGAUCGAAAAGAAGCCUGCCGUCGAGAAUGAGCAGAAUGGUGCUUCUGUUGCCCCGGACCCGGCUCAAAAGCCUCAGAAACAGAAUAAGAAGAACCAGAAGAAGGCGCCUGAAGUACCCGAACGCUUCAAGGUCGUCAAGAAGGAGAAGUGGGAAGAGGGCGCUAUGGUCAAGGGACGAAACGAGCCCUGUACCAUCGAGCGCAUUGCCAAGAUUAUUGCUGGUAUCAAGGAGGCCAGUGUCGAGGAGGUUUGCGAAGCCGCCUGGCGAAACACCGUGACAGUAUUCGGACUUGAAGACAACUAG
Fusarium vanettenii 77-13-4 is the source of this 1182-nucleotide messenger RNA. RefSeq lists its product as uncharacterized. NCBI's taxonomy places the organism in Eukaryota, Fungi, Ascomycota, Sordariomycetes, Hypocreales, Nectriaceae. The coding region runs from base 1 to 1182 and encodes 393 amino acids. The record is from RefSeq and is a predicted model, not a curated record. Gene Ontology annotation, cellular component: cytosol. The transcript has 3 exons. Gene Ontology annotation, molecular function: 3'-5'-DNA exonuclease activity.